UUCAGAGCUGCCGGCACCAAGAACUCAGGGCAGGUACAGAAACACACACAAGCACUAAGAGGGACAGAAAGACCGAGGGGAACCAAGACGGACAGAAAGACAGACUAGCUAAGUCACCAUGGCCACACUCUGGGCACAGGCCUUCCUCCUGGUCACCAUGGCGAUGACGGAUGUCCAGGGAACGGUGGAGAAGGAGCUCUCUCCAGAGUGCAGGGAGUUCCUGUACAUGGGGACGCCACCCGUGGGCCUGGAGAACCACUCGCUCCAGAAGAUCUGCCAGCGCUACAACAACAAGCCGCGCUACGUCACGCUGUACGACACGGCCAACCACGUCCCCAUCUACUCAGCCUACACCUUCAAACGCUCCGACGGGGACAAAAGGGUGGACGUGCCCUGGAUGUACGAGCCACAGCUGUCCACAGUUUCUGACACCAGGGAGAUGCAGGCGUUCCCGCGCGGCUACAUGCACAGGAACUUUGAGGACGCCCAGGCCAUCCUGGACGACUACACCAACGCCGUCCUCUAUGAGCGUGGCCACCUCAACCCUGAUGAGCACCAAGCCGACCCAGACGACAAGGCCUCCACCUACACUCUGACCAACGUGGUGCCCCAGGUCAGAGAGUUCAGCGCUGGCACCUGGAAAGAGCAGGAGCACGUGAUCCGCAAGCGCCUCAACAACUACUGCCACGGCACCGCCUACGUUGUCACCGGAAUCACCACCUCGGGGAACAUGAUCCGGCGCCAUAACAUUGACCGCGUGGCGGUCCCGACAUACCUGUGGUCGGCCUACUGCUGUACGGACUACGACCGCAACGCGCCGUACGAUGAGCGCUACAAGUUUCCGGCGUUCGCCCACUACGCCCUCAAUGAGAAGGAGAACAACCAGGUCCUGGAGUUGUCCAUCAAGAAACUGGAGGAGUUCCUCCAGAGGUCCACCUUCGUGGACAAGAACUUCCAGAUCUUUGUGGACGACUGUGUCCCGCCUGCCUUUGCUCUGCAUUAGGAUCCCCUGGUCUCUCAGUGGACUUGCCUCCCCAAGACCUUACAUUUAAUUUACACUUCCUGCAAUGAAAACAAGUAGUCAACAAUAGCAGUCUUUUUGCUGUUAUUGAUAGAUUGAUUCAUGUUUUUUAACCCUCUCCAAAUACUUUCUGCAAAGAUCAUGUAGGCCAAGAUGAUGUUCCCGUCUAUGUCUGAUUACAUAAAGUUCACCCAUCUUAUGACAUACAAUUGAUAUAUAUUGUCAUAAAAUGGGUUCUAUAAUGUGACAUUAGCAAGGCUAAGAUAAACAUUCAGAGCAACAUUCCGUUUGUGCGUGGGUGGGGUGUCAUGUGACCUGUGAAGAAAUAACAUACCAGCUCAAACAUACAGUACAACGUGACAAUAGAGGUUGUGGUUUAGUCCUAUGGUUGGUUGUGCUCUACUCUAGAAUAUGAGAUAUGAGAAUGUGGUUGACAUCCCCUCCGGCAGAUGUUUAACACCUUCCACUACCCUCCUGUGGUUUUCAACAGGAAAUGUGUAAAACAACAACUGUUCAGACAGGUCUUACAAAUAAUAAAAGACGUUGCUACUUGUUUCACUGAA
This is a messenger RNA of Salvelinus sp. IW2-2015, 1584 nucleotides long. Its product is annotated as endonuclease domain-containing 1 protein-like. NCBI's taxonomy places the organism in Eukaryota, Metazoa, Chordata, Actinopteri, Salmoniformes, Salmonidae. The coding region runs from base 119 to 1003 and encodes 294 amino acids. Gene Ontology annotation, molecular function: metal ion binding; nucleic acid binding; hydrolase activity. The transcript is spliced from 4 exons. The record is from RefSeq and is a predicted model, not a curated record.